UGCCCUCCAACCUUCAUCCACAAUCCUAGUAUGUUCUCAGUGGUGUCAUGUCAAUAAUAUUAAACUAUAAUAAAUAUAAUCCUCACUGCGCUGGUGCUCACCGCCAGGUACAAGUUUUAUCUAAACAAUAUAGAGAUGAUCAGAUCAGAUUUACAGGGGAGUGAGUGCAGACCUCAGAUUAAAAAUCCACUUACAGUCCAAGUUGGAUCUUUGGUUUCGAUUUCUCCAGCAGUACUGGUCAAAAGGGCGGCACGGUGGCUCGGUGGGUAGCACCGUCACCUCACAGCAAGAAGAUCCUGGGUUCGAUUCCCAGGUGGGGUGACCCGGGUCCUUUCUGUGUGAGCUCCGGUUUCCUCCCACAGUCCAAAGACGUGCAAGUGAGGUGAACUGGAGUAACCGGUAACUACCUGUCCUGUCAUGAAUGUAACCAAAGUGUGUAAAACGUGACGUUAAAAUCCUAAUAAAUAAAAUACAUGCUGGUCAAAAUGUACAUACCGGUUGCAGGUUUAAGCCCCACUGACACCAAUUUGGCUCUGUUGGACCCCUGAGCAAGGCCCCAAUCAUUAACAGUAUAAAUAAACCUGUUUUUGUGCGGUUGAGAGGUGUGGCAGCACAAUCAUUGCAUAUAAUUAUACAACACAAUGUUUAGGCAACAUCUCUCUCUCGUCUCUGCUCUCUUCUCUCAGGCCCAUCAGCAGUGCAGGAAGGCAGACCGCUUGCUCGCUGCUGGGAAGUAUGAAGAGGCCAUCUCAUGUCAUAGAAAAGCAGCAGACCUGCUGGACGACGCCAUGAAGCUCACCAAGUGUGAACAGGCUCGUCUGUCUCUGGAGCUGCAGCGGGACAGCCACGUCAAACAGCAGCAGCUGAUCGAGGAGCGCCUGAAGCGUGCCAGGCGGGACGACAAGCCCCGCGUCCUCCACGCUCCCCCGUCCUCGUCCUCCGACGCCCCGCCUCACGUCCAGCUCAGCGCCUCCGUGUCCUGCCCCGAACGUGGUGACUACGACACCUGGCUGUACCUGCUGAAGAACAAAGGUUCGCCCGGCGCGCAGCAGCCGGAGCCGUGUACGGGCACCAAGACCCUGAAGGACGACAAGACCCGCCUGGAGGAGCAGCGCACCACCAUCGAGGACCUGCGCCAGCUCCUCGAGGGCCUGCUGGCCGAGAACGAGCGGCUCAAGAAGGAGAACGAGCAGCUGCGCCAGGAGAACGCGCGCCUGCGCAGGGAGAGCGACGCGGACGCGGACGCCCACCUGGUGGAGAGCUCCGAGCUGUGGCUCAUGCCCACGGCGCCGGAUCAGCGCGGGGCGGCGGGCAUCACCAUCCCGCACCUGCCGCCGCUCGAGAUGCCCAAUCACGAGAUCCCUCUGGAGGAGCUGCCCCCGCUGGAGAUGCCCGAGGACAUCCAGCACGAGCUGCAGGAGCUGCUGGACGGGGAGAAACUUUGAGGCCGGCUCACACGGGCACGGGCGUGGACGUGCCAUUCAGGUUUAGUUCAGGUUCUGACUGUGGCAUUCGGAACAGCGUCUGUAAAGCAGGACUGUGUUUUUUUUUUAUUUUGAUUUGUACCCGUUUGUGUGUAAAACGAUCCCGUGAUAUGAGAGAGACUCAUUUCUGCAGGACUUGUGCCUUUCUGAAUAAACGUGUAACUAAUUAUGAAUAAUAUGAAUAAUAAGGGACUAACGGGCGCGGUCAUGUGACCGACUCCGAGAGCUCUCGACUGAGUAGUUUAGCAAACAUCGCCAGGAGGACGUCCGGGCACCUUGAAGAACCCACUCUGAACUCAUCUGACACACUAAGACGUGGACGGCGAGCACUGUGAACUACAUCCAGACUGUGUACGCGAGAUCUGAAGUGUGUGUGUGUGUGUGUGUGUGUGUUUGGCUUCCUGACUUGCUAGCGUGUUGGCAUGCGGAUUGUCGGGUGCAGGGAGGGAACGUGCAGCUUCACUGCCUUUAAUUAUUGCAUCCCGUCAUUUCCACUUUCAGCCGUGCGACUGAGCCUAAACGAACGUCGGAAAGCGCAACAUGAUGUCAAGCUCGGCGAGCAAUAACGCAUGCAGCAGAUUCCACUCAUCAUCCAGGCGGUCCUCGCCUCACGGCUCGUCUUUGUGUUUUUCGGAACGGGAGAACCUCGAGCCUUUUCCGAUCACCCUGUCAGGAUGUGUGUAAAAGGAGAGUCUGCGUUAACAACAACGUUGUGGGACAAUUUAGUUCCUGAAGCCUAAUCCGUACUGUAAUCGAUCAGCUGAUUGUCCCGAUCAUGCAGUUAAUACUUUUUCAGGUAAUUCUGGAUUUGGGAUUUGUACUUUUGAAUAUGCAGGGCGGCCGAAUCCGUACACAAUCAUCUAGCACACGAGAAUAAUCACACUAAUCAUCAGUGAAUCCACCUGAGAGAAAAAAGCAGAAUGUUUUAAUGUUUUAAUGUUAAUAAUGAAUCAUUUGUCUCAGUAAAAGGGGGAACCAAAUCAUUAUAUUGUCUUUUUUAUUAUUUCAUGUUGAUAAUUUUAGGUUUACAGAUGUCAGCAGUGCAGGAACUGAUUGCGACUGGACUGUUUUCGCUUCCAUUUCGUCCGUUUCACGUUAAUCAGACUCAUACGUGUGACUGUUUUGUUCAUGCAUGAAUGGCACUUCUAGUUGUAAGUAUAUGAUCAUGAUAUUAAAAUGAAGCCUUUAUGUUAAAA
Molecule: messenger RNA, 2680 nt
Organism: Trichomycterus rosablanca
Lineage: Eukaryota; Metazoa; Chordata; Actinopteri; Siluriformes; Trichomycteridae
Gene: nrbf2b
Product: nuclear receptor binding factor 2b
Exons: 3
Coding region: 642-1445 (267 amino acids)
Biological process (GO): autophagy
Source: RefSeq, a predicted model, not a curated record